AGUCAGUGAGUUCAUAGCAGGUCAGUGGAGCAGCUCUACCUAGACUCUAACCUUAAGCACCAAAGUCCGUAUGAUUAGCAGGCAAAGAGAUAUUUGUAUGCACACCUUCGGUCAGCACGCUCAGUGUUACAUCCUCAGCUCUUACAACCAGACCUCACUUAAGAGUCAUGGCUGAUGAAAAGAUGGAGAUGGCUGAAGUCGGGGCAUCUCUUAUGUCUUCAGAGUCUAAGCGGCCUAUAGCCAGACCUCCAAACAAAUUUGAGAGGCUAUUUCAGCCCUGUCUGGGCGAGCUGGUGGGAACUACUUUCUUUGUGUUUAUCGGGUGCGUGUCGGUCAUAGAGAAUGUGGAGUCUACGGGGAGGCUUCAGCCAGCUCUGGUGCACGGUCUGGCUGUAGCCGUUAUGGUGGCUUGCAUGGAUAAGAUCAGUGGAUCCCAUUUCAACCCUCCAUUCACCCUGGCCAUCUAUCUAUGUGGGGGGAUGGAGAUGAUUAUGGUGGUCCCGUAUAUUGCAAGUCAGUUGGCCGGAGGUGUGCUUGGAGCUGCUAUGGCGAAGGUAAUGACCUCGAGAGAGAACUUCGCCAAAGCCCACGGGGCUGCGUUUGCUCUGCUGCGGCCAGAGAGUGAAAUAGGAGGAGCUGUGUUUGGAGAGGUCGCCAUGACCUGCCUGGUCACCAUGGUGGUGCUGCUGGGGGCGGUCAACGCCAACACCAAAAGCCCACUGGUGCCAUUUAUGGUGGGAUGCACUGUUGUCAUCAACAUCUUGGCUGGUGGAGAUGUGUCUGGCACCUGUCUGAACCCAGCCAGAGCCUUCGGUCCAGCCAUAGUGAGCAACUACUGGGUUUAUCACUGGGUCUACUGGGUGGGACCCAUCACAGGAGGCAUCAUAGCUGCUGCACUGGUUCGACUCCUCCUCGGAGACAGGACGAUUCGACUCAUUCUGAAAUAAGAUCCUUUAUCAUCUACAGUUACAAUAUAACCCCUUCUCCACUGAGAUUGAUGAGUGUGUAUGAUUAUGCUCUCUUUGAUAUUCAUUAAAGUAAGACUUUUUCACAUAAUUAAAGAUACUUAUGUUUGUUUGUUUUGGGCCACGUUAAGUGUGCAUCUUGCUAAGUACAAGUGACGGAGUUUGAUGGUUAUAAAACAAAGCUUGCAAGCUAGAAUGUAAUAUUAUGCUUACCUUAUAUGUUAAUUUUGGAUGAUACUGGUCCCACCACACUACUUCAGAUAAAGAAGUUAAACAGAUUUGUAGAUGGUUAGUAAGCUGAGUGAACUCUCUAGUAAGGAUGGCUGAUACUAAACAUUUUUAAUUCAAUAUGAAACCGAAACCUUUUUGUCACAAUUGACUUUUAUAACAUGAAUUUUUAUGAUUUUUUAAUAUCAUACUUUACUUUGAUUUUUUAAUGACUUUUAUAACAUGCAUUUUUAUGAUUUUUUUAAUAACAUACUUUACUUUGAUUUUUUUCUGACUUAUAACAUGAAUUUUUAUGACAAAUUAUAUUGUAACUAUGUUUAUGACUUAUACUGGAAUUUUUUCAACAUGUAAUAAUUUUUUUUCUGAUCCCGGGCUGGCCAGCCCUUCUGUUUGGAGUUUGCAUGUUGUCCAGUGUCAGCGUUGGUUUUAUCCAGGUUCUCACACUUCCUCCCACAGUCAAAAGACAUGCAGCUUAGGUUAAUUGAGAACUCUUAAUGCCCAUAGGUGUGAAUGUGAGCGUGAUUUGUUAUCUGUCUCUGUUUGCCCACUGUCAGCUGGGAUCGGCUCCAGCCCCACGUGACCCUGAAUAUGAUAAAUGAAUACAGAAAACGGA
Messenger RNA from Anoplopoma fimbria (sablefish), 1806 nucleotides. It is a transcript of the gene aqp8b, whose product is annotated as aquaporin 8b. Gene Ontology annotation, molecular function: water channel activity. Bases 168 to 947 code for a protein of 259 amino acids. NCBI's taxonomy places the organism in Eukaryota, Metazoa, Chordata, Actinopteri, Perciformes, Anoplopomatidae. Gene Ontology annotation, cellular component: plasma membrane. The record is from RefSeq and is a predicted model, not a curated record. The transcript is spliced from 5 exons. Gene Ontology annotation, biological process: transmembrane transport.